Molecule: messenger RNA, 3142 nt
Organism: Drosophila nasuta
Lineage: Eukaryota; Metazoa; Arthropoda; Insecta; Diptera; Drosophilidae
Product: ATP-binding cassette sub-family F member 1
Exons: 3
Coding region: 308-3034 (908 amino acids)
Molecular function (GO): ATP hydrolysis activity; ATP binding
Source: RefSeq, a predicted model, not a curated record
GCAGCUGUUGUGAACUAGUUCAGAACCAAUGAUGACAUCACAAUUCCGAUAAUAGUAUUUUGAGUGCACACACACACACACAGGGGCACGCAUGCAUGCACGAUACGCACAUACACGGACACACACAUACUGAGGCGAUCAUCGUGUGCUUGCGCUCGCACGCUGUGCUUCUUCUUCUUGGUCGGCCAGCUCCACAUUUUGGCACAUUUGCCAGCUGUGCACGUGAAAGCCGCCGUCGCAGCCAGCAGCAGCGACAUUAUCGUCGUCAUUCAACAUCAACAUACUGCACUAAAUUAAAACUCCAACAAUGUCGAAAGCGAAAGGCAAAAAGAAGGAACGCUUUGAUGACGACGACGAACUGCAAUUGGAUGCGGAGAAAGUGAAUGUCAGCGACAAGAAGAAGCAGCAGCAAGCAACGGCGUCCAAGAAGCAGCAGCAAGGCAAAAAGGGAAAGCGUGGCGGUGGCAACAACGACUCCAGCGACAAUGAAUCUUUGACCAGCAGCAAAGUGGCCGAUGACUUCGACGGCAAAGCGAAGCCAAAGAAGGCGGCUGCCAAUAAAAAGGGUAACAAGAAAGGCAAGCGCAACAAUGAUGAUUGGAGCGAUGACGAAGAGCAGCAACAGCAAAAGAAACCCGUGGCCGAUGAAUCCGAUGAAGAGGAGACGCCAAAGAGUGUGCCCAAGAAACAGCAGCAGCAGGGCAAGAAGAGUAAAAAGAACAAUAAGAAGAAGCAGGACGAAGGUUUCAGUGAUGAUGAUGAUGACGACAACAACAAACAGCUGGACGAUGAUGAGGAGCUGGAUGAGCCGGUGGUUGCCAAGCCGGCAUCGAAAAAGUCCAAAAAGAAGCAGCAGCAACAGAAGAAUAAGUUUGCCUUAAGCGACGACGAAGAGGAAGACGAUGCAGCAGAGGAGGAGGAAGAGGAAGAGGAGCAGCCCAAGCCGGCAGCAAAGAAAUCCAAGCAGAAGCAACAGAAGCAGCAGAAGAACAAAUACGAGUUGAGCGACAACGAGGAACCAGAGGAAGCAGAGGUGGAAGCGGAAGAGGAACCGACAUCGGCGCAAGAGGAGCAGCCAGUGGAAGCGAAACCAGAGCCAAAGUUGGAGGAGCAGUUGGAAGAGCUGCAGCUUAAGGACGAGCCGGAAGCGGAGGAGGAACAGGAGCCGGAGCCCAAGUCGGAGGAAUCUGUCGAAGCCAAGGAAAAGAAGUUGACGCACAAGGAGAAGAAGAAGCAAAAGAAACAACUCGAAUACGAGCGUCAAAUGGAUCUGAUGACCAAAAAAGGCGGCGCUGGUCACUCGGAUCUCGAUAGCAAUUUCACCAUGUCGCAGGUGCAAAAGAGUGCCGGACAACAGGCUGCUCUGGAGCAUGCGGUGGACAUUAAGAUCGAGAAUUUCACCAUAUCUGCCAAGGGCAACGAUCUGUUCGUGAAUGCCAAUCUGCUGAUCGCGCAUGGACGUCGCUAUGGCCUUGUUGGCCCCAAUGGACACGGCAAAACGACGCUGUUGCGCCACAUUGCCACACGUGCCUUCGCCAUACCGCCCAACAUCGAUGUGCUGCUGUGUGAACAGGAAGUGGUAGCCACCGACAAGACGGCCAUCGAUACCAUCUUGGAUGCAGAUGUUAAACGCACCGAGUUGCUCAAAAAGAGCGAAGAGCUGGAGAAACAAUUCGCUGGCGGCGAUCUGACGGUGCAAGAGGAACUCAACGACACCUUUGCCGAACUAAAAGCCAUCGGUGCGUAUUCGGCAGAGGCGCGUGCUCGCCGCAUCUUAGCCGGUCUUGGGUUCAGCAAAGAGAUGCAGGAUCGUCCCACGAACAAGUUCUCCGGUGGCUGGCGUAUGCGUGUCUCUUUGGCCCGUGCUCUCUACUUGGAGCCGACGCUGCUGAUGCUCGACGAGCCGACAAAUCACUUGGAUUUGAAUGCGGUCAUUUGGCUGGACAAUUAUUUGCAGGGCUGGAAGAAAACGUUGCUCAUCGUGUCUCACGACCAGAGUUUCCUCGACAAUGUGUGCAACGAGAUCAUCCAUUUGGACCAGAAGAAACUGCAAUACUACAAGGGCAACUACUCCAUGUUCAAGAAGAUGUUUGUGCAGAAGCGUCGCGAGAUGAUUAAGGAAUAUGAGAAGCAGGAGAAGCGUCUGCGCGAACUUAAGGCCCACGGCCAGUCGAAGAAGGCGGCGGAGAAGAAGCAAAAGGAGUCGCUCACACGCAAACAGGAGAAGAACAAGUCGAAGCAACAGAAGCAGGACGAGGACGAGGGACCACAGGAAUUGUUGGCCCGCCCCAAAGAGUAUAUUGUGAAGUUCCGUUUCCCGGAGCCAUCGCAGCUGCAGCCCCCAAUUCUGGGUGUGCACAACAUCACGUUCGCCUUCGAUGGCCAGAAACCGUUGUUCAUCAAAGCGGACUUUGGCAUUGAUCUGACCAGUCGUGUGGCCAUCGUGGGUCCCAAUGGCGUGGGCAAGUCGACGUUCCUCAAGCUGCUGCUUGGCGAACUGGAGCCCCAACAGGGUGAGCAGCGCAAGAAUCAUCGCUUGCAUGUGGGACGAUUCGAUCAGCAUUCGGGCGAGCAUCUGACAGCAGAGGAAUCGGCGGCUGAGUAUCUGCAGCGUUUGUUCAAUUUGCCGCACGAGAAAGCGCGCAAGGCGUUGGGCUCGUUUGGUCUUGUCAGUCAUGCGCACACCAUCAAGAUGAAGGAUCUAUCCGGUGGCCAAAAAGCGCGUGUGGCGCUUGCCGAGCUGUGCUUGAGUGCACCCGAUGUUUUGAUAUUGGAUGAGCCGACGAAUAAUCUGGAUAUUGAGUCAAUUGAUGCACUCGCCGAGGCGAUCAAUGAGUAUGAGGGCGGCGUCAUCAUUGUGUCCCACGACGAGCGUUUGAUACGUGAAACCGGCUGCACAUUGUAUGUGAUUGAGGAUCAGACCAUCAACGAGAUCGAUGGCGAGUUCGAUGACUAUCGCAAGGAGGUGCUCGACUCGCUCGGCGAGGUGGUCAACAAUCCCAGUGUGGUGGCCAAUGCCGCUGUGCUGCAGUAGCCAGAGAUUCAUUAUGCUUUACAUAUUAGUUAGCCACCGUUUUGCUAUUAUUGAAUGAUACAUUUAUUCUUGUUUAUACAUGGGAAAUACAAAAGAUGAAAAGAGCAA